CAAAAUUAUCAGGUGAGAUACAUUUUUCACAACCCGGUUAUAAACACAAGCGACCAAACAGCGGCUGGUUAGACAACAAACGUUCUCAUCUGUACGAGUGUGACAGUCCAGUGACAAUGUCUGAUGGAGAAGACUCCCCCGUGGUGGUGGGUGGUGGAGGGGUUAGUGAGCGCCAGUGGUAUGCACCAGACACUGCAAUGUCUGGUGCAGAAUCCCCACCAGAUUCCCCUGAUAGUCCAGUAAAUUCAGCAAAUAUUCAUACCAGCAAUGAAUACAUGGAGUUGGAUGAACCAGAAAUGCUGGAUGAGAAAAAAGCAUUGUUGGAGGAGUUUGAGCGGAAGCGUCGAGCUCGAAUGAUUCAUGUUACAACAGAUGAUAGUGAGGUAAAGCAGCAGUUAAGACAACUGGGUGAGCCAAUUUGCUUGUAUGGUGAAGGCCCUGCUGAUAGAAGAAACCGCUUGAAAGAAAUUUUGUCCCGGCUUGGUGAAGAUGCUCUGAAAAAGACAGUUGGUGGGCAACAAGAAGCUGACACACCAGACCAUGAUCAAGAGCGACCAGAGGAGACGUGGUAUCACGAGGGACCACAGCCGUUAAAAGAGGCACGGAAUUUUAUUGUCAAUUAUUCCAUUCCUCGUGCUAGAGCAAGGUUGAAAAGAGAGCAUCUAGAAAACCAAGUCCCAGAAGCAACACGCACUGCCAGAAGGCAGGAAGUUCAGAAUAAAUUAAGAUCAUUUGGUCUUUUAGGUAGUCAAAAUGCUGAUGCUAGACCAAUUUGUUAUUGUAGUUUUAGUCCAAAUGGAAAACUCUUAGCAACCAGUUCAUGGAGUGGUCUUGUCAAGUUAUGGCAAGUAAGUAAUUGUUUGGAGGAACGAACAUUUCGCGGCCACAAUUGUUAUGUAGACUGUGUUGAGUGGCACCCUAGUGCUACAUUAUCUAUGGAGCCAACGGCUUUGAAUUUGGUGUCUAGUGGACGUGAUGGAACUGUGCAGCUAUGGAGCUUAAAUGGAGAGGAGCCUCUUGGGGAACUUCCAACUCUCGAAGCAAGAGUAUCACGAGUUUGCUUUCAUCCAAGUGGAAGGUUCCUUGGUGCAUGUGUACAUGAUAAUAGCAUGAGGUUAUGGGAUUUAGAGAUCCAAGAAGAGGUUCUUUUCCAAGAAGGUCAUUCUAAGCCUGUGUACUGCUUAGCUUUUCAGAAGGAUGGAUCAUUAGCCGCCACAGGUGGCAUGGAUGCUUAUGGGCGUAUUUGGGACCUGAGAACAGGGAGGUGUGUUAUGUUCUUGAGUGCACACCAGAAUCCAGUUUUAGCCAUUGAUUGGUCCCCUGAUGGCUACCAUUUAGUAACAGGCAGUGAGGAUAACACGGCAAGAGUUUGGGACAUGAGGCAACGUCGAUGUAUCUACACUAUCCCAGCUCAUACAGGCAUUAUUACUGGUGUUCGUUAUGAUAGAAUAGGAGGACAGUACAUCGUUACAUGUUCAUAUGAUGGUUCAGUUCGUCUUUGGUGUCAUGGAUCUUUUCAACCAAUGCGUGCUCUGGAAGGACAUGGCCAGAAGGUUAUGGGUGUAGAUGUUUCACCCACAGAAGGUAUCAUUGCAACCUGUUCCUUUGACCGUACAUUCAAAAUUUGGGGUCCAGACUAAAGUGUGUUUGUAAGUUUUAAUAAUAAAUAUUUGUGCUUCACUUU
Homarus americanus (American lobster) is the source of this 1684-nucleotide messenger RNA. Its product is annotated as U4/U6 small nuclear ribonucleoprotein Prp4-like. Gene Ontology annotation, cellular component: U4/U6 x U5 tri-snRNP complex. The transcript is spliced from 3 exons. Gene Ontology annotation, biological process: mRNA splicing, via spliceosome. The record is from RefSeq and is a predicted model, not a curated record. Bases 117 to 1640 code for a protein of 507 amino acids. Gene Ontology annotation, molecular function: protein binding; U6 snRNA binding; U4 snRNA binding. Lineage: Eukaryota; Metazoa; Arthropoda; Malacostraca; Decapoda; Nephropidae.